GUACCUAACUGAUCAGUUAUUUCAGCCGUAAUUUUUUUAAAUAUCCUUUAAAUCAGCGGAGGUCUAAUAUCUACGAGCCAUACUGUACCAUUCUCUACAUUAUUUUUUACCAUCGUGAUAAACGCACAAAAGCAUCAGCAGCCGUUUAUCCAAGAGACAACAUUCGCACGUGGUCGCUAUAAAGCUAUUAGCCAAUACGGAGGUACUCCUCUGUCAUAUAUGUAUGUAAUGUACUUGUAGGUAUCUCUCUACGCCUCUUAGGCAACACUAUGCAAUACUCAGCUCCUAGACUUUACCAGCAGACUUUCUCUGCCAGUGUGAUGUACCAACUAGCUGAGAUCACCGCAUUAUUGUAGUUAUCGGAACAGGAUGACAAAACUAUGAAAAAGUAAAAUUGUAGGGAUGUGUUUGUGAAAAUGUGUCGCGCAACUCGCGUGGCGGCAGUGCUAGUGUUGUGCGUGGUGGCUAGUGAUGUGCUGGGGGUGUUCACGGGGGUGGUGCGGACGGCGCAGGGGCGGGUGCGGGGGCUGCGCAGUGUCUCCGGACAAAACCGGUUCUACGGGAUCCCGUAUGCUGUUAGCAAGCGGUUUCAGCCCCCUCAAGACCCGCCACCAUGGCAGGGCGUCUUCAACGCCGUGCGGCGCUACUCCGCGUGCGCUCAGAGCAUCUCCCUGCUGACCCUCGGCUCCGAGCAGUGCCUGCACCUGGACGUGUACUCCCCCUCCACCCCGCCCCGCCCCCUCCCCGUGCUCGUCUUCAUACACGGCGGCGCCUACUACUACGGCAUGAAGGCUCAUUACGACCCAGAAUUUCUGGUCACUAAAGGAACUGUUGCUGUGGUUAUAAACUACAGAGUUGGGGCGUUAGGAUUCCUCUGUGUGGACGGGGUCGCGAAUUUGGGGUUGAAAGAUCAAGUGGCAGCGCUGAAGUGGAUAAGGAAGAAUAUAGCAGCGUUUGGUGGUGAUCCUGAUAAUGUCACCAUUAGUGGUCAAAGCGCUGGAGCCAGCGCGGCUGCGAUGCACUUCUUGUCACCUUCUAGCAAGGGGCUGUUCCAUAAAGCUAUCCUUCUCAGCGGGACACCCUUGGCGCCCUGGGCCUUUAAUGUUGAACCGCUAGAGCCAGCGUUGGAAGAUGCCAACAAACUCCGGACAGCGAGGACACCUGAAGAAGUUUUAAGAGUAUUCACUGAAGCUCCACUAAGGGAUUUGCUUCGGGCUACUCGCGAUACAUCGAUCAAUUCAAAGUACUUCAAGUACUCCCCGUGUGUGGAGACCAACUCUUCAGAUCCAUUCUUUCCUGGAACCCCUUACGAGAUCCUGAAGUCUGGCAACUUCAACAAAGUGCCAAUGAUAGUCGGUUCAGCUGACGUGGAAGGGAUGCUAUUCUACGGGCUGCACAACGAGCGAACGUUUAAAGAUUUCGACUCCAAUUUCAUCGAUAAGCUUCCGUCGGUGUUCAGCUGGUGUUCCGAGAAAGACAGGCAGAUGAUUUCAGACAAGAUGCGUCGUCACUACUUCGGUCGGGACCCGAUCACCAGAAAACAGAUCAAGGGGGUGGUGGACUACUAUUCUGAUUGGAUCGCGUACUCCAACAUCCACGCGUUUUCGCAACUGAUGGUGGAAGUAUCAGAGCAGCCGGUCUACAACUAUAUCUUCUCCUAUGAAGGUGGAAGAAACUUCGCCAAGUCCAUAUUCGGAUCUCGCACGGGCAUGAAGGGGGCGUCCCACUCCGACGACAUCUUCUACGUGUUCAAGCCGGCCGGCCUGUCGCUGCUGCUCUCGAAUGAAGAUAAGUUGUUCAUAGACCAACUCACCACCAUGCUGACUAAUUUUAUGAAGACUGGGAACCCAACGCCGUCACCGACCCACCUCCUCCCAGUGUCCUGGCCGCCUGGUACCCACAACAGCAGCUUGUCCCUCCGGCUGGCGCGGCGGCUCUCCGUGACGUCAUACCCGGGGCGGCUGCGGGGGGGGUUCUGGGGGAGCCUGCUGUGCGAGCAUGGCGCGCCGGGGUUCGUGCCGUGUGAGGCAAGGGGCGGUGUGAGGGGAGAGGGGAGCGGUGAUGGAUGUGACCAGUUGGUGACAGAGGUCAGCAGCAGCAAAGCAAAUGAUAUGUAG
Molecule: messenger RNA, 2117 nt
Organism: Plutella xylostella (diamondback moth)
Lineage: Eukaryota; Metazoa; Arthropoda; Insecta; Lepidoptera; Plutellidae
Source: RefSeq, a predicted model, not a curated record